AUGCUUUUCUCUCACAUUGAGACGCCCCUCACGGGCAAGUAUGAGCAACCGACUGGACUCUUCAUCAACAACCAGUUCGUUUCUGGCGUUGAUAAGCAAACCUUCGAUACCAUUAACCCCGCCACCGAAGAGGUCAUUUGCGCCGUGCAAGAGGCAACCGAGAAGGAUGUGGACCAUGCUGUAGAGGCCGCUCGCAAGGCCUUUGAGGGAGAAUGGAGCAAGGUCACCCCCGAGAACCGCGGUCGCCUACUCACAAGACUUGCGGACCUGUUCUUGGAGAACAUUGACAUCUUGGCCGCGAUUGAGUCCCUCGACAAUGGCAAGGCCAUUUCCAUGUCCAAGGCUGACGUCACUGGCGCUGCUGGCUGUCUGCGCUUCUACGGUGGUUUCGCCGACAAGAUUGAGGGCCGAACAAUUGAGACUGUUCCGGAGACAUUUAACUACACUCGCAAGGAGCCGCUCGGUGUCGUUGGUCAGAUUAUCCCCUGGAACUUCCCUCUGCAAAUGUGGGCCUGGAAGAUUGGUCCCGCCAUCUGCUGCGGUAACACUGUUGUAAUCAAGUCUGCUGAGCAGACUCCUCUCUCUGCGCUCAUGGCUGCCAAGCUUGUCCGUGACGCUGGUUUCCCCGCUGGUGUCAUCAAUGUCCUUUCUGGUUUCGGAAAGACUGCCGGUGCUGCUAUUGCAUCGCACAUGGACAUUGACAAGGUCGCUUUCACUGGAUCCACUGCCAUUGGCCGUACCGUCAUGAAGGCUGCCGCCAACUCCAACUUGAAGCUCUGCACUCUCGAGCUGGGUGGCAAGAGCCCGAACAUUGUUUUCAACGAUGCCGAUAUUGACAAUGCCAUCUCAUGGGUCAACUUUGGUAUCUACUUCAACCACGGCCAGUGCUGCUGUGCUGGUUCCCGUGUCUACGUGCAGGAGGGCAUCUACGACAAGUUCCUUGCUCGUUUCAAGGAGCGUGCCGAGGCCAACAAGCUUGGUGACCCCUUCCACCCGGACACCUUCCAGGGCCCUCAGGUGUCGCAGCUCCAGUUUGACCGCAUCAUGGGCUACAUUGAGGCAGGCAAGAAGGAGGGUGCUACUGUCGUUACUGGUGGUGAGCGAUGGGGCACUCAGGGCUACUUUAUCAAGCCUACCAUCUUCAGCGACGUCACUCCGGAGAUGUCGAUUACCCGCGAGGAAAUUUUCGGCCCCGUCUGCACUAUCAGCAAGUUCAAGACGGAAGAGGAGGCGAUCAAGCUGGGCAACGACACCAUGUACGGUUUGGCUGGUGCCGUGCACACCAGAGACUUGAACACUGCUAUCCGUGUGUCGAAUGCGCUCCGUGCAGGCACCGUCUGGGUGAACCAGUACAAUGCUCUCCACCACCAGCUUCCAUUUGGUGGCUACAAGCAGUCUGGAAUUGGCCGUGAGCUCGGCGAGGCUGCGCUCGAGCACUACAGCCAGACCAAGACGGUGGCUAUUCGCUUUGGCGAUGCUCCUUUCGCAUAG
Messenger RNA from Xylona heveae TC161, 1491 nucleotides. Its product is annotated as aldehyde dehydrogenase. NCBI's taxonomy places the organism in Eukaryota, Fungi, Ascomycota, Xylonomycetes, Xylonales, Xylonaceae. Gene Ontology annotation, molecular function: aldehyde dehydrogenase (NAD+) activity. The transcript is spliced from 4 exons. Bases 1 to 1491 code for a protein of 496 amino acids. The record is from RefSeq and is a predicted model, not a curated record.